CAGGGUUUUAAUUAAAUUAUACACACUUCAAGUUCAAUUUUACCAAAGACGAAUUGCUCGUACCUGAAAUGCCUGCCCUUUCCAAAGCAUCGGAUAUCGCCGUUAGUGCUUGGAGCUCUCAAAGCCAUAAGAUACUCCUCUACGGCCAAAGUGAUGAUGGUACAAUUCAUGAGUAUAAAUAUGACGAUGGACAAUGGACCCACCUAGGACAUGUUGCAAAAGCGCGGCCUGCUACUCCUAUUGCUGUCACCAGCAACAGAAAGGACUGGAUCCGGGUCUUCUUCUUGGAUGAGCACAGACGUGUUAUUCAAGCGGCCAACAAAGGCAGCAGCUGGGAACUCAAAGUUUGGCCAGUAACUUUGCAUGCUGCCUCGCGGCUUGCAGCCCGCAACGAUGGGGACAAAGGUUAUCGCGCGUUUGGGCAAGCGGAAAAUGGGGACCUUAUUGAGAUGACUCGCAAUAAGACCUCAUUCUCCUGGAAGGUCAUCUCCAAAAGAGCAGUUCCAGGGACCUGUAUUGCGGUUCCGCAGAAUGGAUUGAAUAGGCUCUACUUUUCCCAAGUACCCCAAAAGUACGAGCACGAAGGCCUUUUCGACAUAUUCCCGGGCCUAAAAAACGAUAUUUGUGUCAAGGCAGUUAAGACUGUAGGUGACUGGGUGACCAAUUUGAUUCCUGCUCAACAGCCAGAUAUGGAACUGGUUGCAUACAAGUCAGAUGGGCCUGGGUCUCCAUGGACUAGUACUACCUUGGCCACUGCAAAGCCAAACAUGCAGAUUGCGGUUACCGACUGUGAGCCUGGGUUGGAUCUUCUUUAUACGAACCAUGGUAAGGUCUAUGAAUUAAGGAAAGAUGGUUUUAAUGCCGAUAUUUCUGACGGCCCUGUUGCUAUUGUGAACCGAGGCGGCAAUAAAGUUGCCGCUUUUUGGCACGAUGCCGAGGAUCCAACGAAGAUCGAUUGGGCUGAAGGUACACCUGGUAGCUUGCAUCCGAGGAGAGCUUUUAACUAAGCCCAAUUCGGUAUUCUAGGCUGAAGAGUUGGAAGGCUCAGAUUAUAUGUAGAGGUCCUGUAAUGCUUCUGAUGGAAGUAACCCUUUCACCACAUACUUGAUUUCAAUGUGCACAUCCCCUUCACCUCCUUUGCAUCACAUAAGUUUUCGUUCUUUUUUCAUAGAAGCAAUCUAUAGCCAUAUAUUGGCAGCAAGGCUGUUGG
Talaromyces proteolyticus is the source of this 1210-nucleotide messenger RNA. RefSeq lists its product as uncharacterized. Lineage: Eukaryota; Fungi; Ascomycota; Eurotiomycetes; Eurotiales; Trichocomaceae. The record is from RefSeq and is a predicted model, not a curated record. The coding region runs from base 69 to 1007 and encodes 312 amino acids. The transcript is spliced from 5 exons.